UCUCCUGCCUUUCCAUUCCUCAAAGGAACAGACUCACCUCCAACACUCAGCCAUGGCAAACUGUGGACCAUCCUGUGCUGUCCCAUCUUGUGCCUCCACCCCAGUCGUCGGUUUUGGAUCAGCAGGUCUUGGAGGCCUUGGAGGCCUUGGUGGCCUUGGCCUUGGCGACACCUACGGCUAUGGCUCCGGUGCCCUGGUUGGAUCCGGCAUCCCUUCUGCUAGUCUUGGUAUUCUUUCUGGUGUCGCCCCUUCAUGCAUCAACCAGAUCCCACCAUCAGAGGUCGUGAUCCAGCCACCAGCCUGCAUCGUGACCAUCCCAGGACCCAUCCUCUCUGCCAGCUGUGAGCCCGUGGCUGUGGGAGGAAACGCUCCAUGCUCCCCUGGUGGUUUGGGCAGUGGGUUCCUAGGAGCUGGUUCUCUUGGAGCCGGUGCCCUUGGAGCUGGUGGUCUUAGAGGAUCUCGUUUUGGACUUGGGAGUCGCUAUGGAUUCGUUGGAGACAGAGGAAGCAUCUGUUACCGCCCCUGCUAA
Podarcis muralis (Common wall lizard) is the source of this 529-nucleotide messenger RNA. RefSeq lists its product as uncharacterized. Lineage: Eukaryota; Metazoa; Chordata; Lepidosauria; Squamata; Lacertidae. Gene Ontology annotation, cellular component: intermediate filament. Gene Ontology annotation, molecular function: structural constituent of cytoskeleton. The record is from RefSeq and is a predicted model, not a curated record.